Messenger RNA from Diaporthe amygdali, 1191 nucleotides. Its product is annotated as acid phosphatase PHOa. Gene Ontology annotation, molecular function: hydrolase activity, acting on ester bonds. The coding region runs from base 1 to 1191 and encodes 396 amino acids. The transcript has 3 exons. Gene Ontology annotation, biological process: phospholipid catabolic process. NCBI's taxonomy places the organism in Eukaryota, Fungi, Ascomycota, Sordariomycetes, Diaporthales, Diaporthaceae. The record is from RefSeq and is a predicted model, not a curated record.
AUGCCAUCCUUAUACAACUUACUCGUCGGCCUCGCAGGCCUGACACCAGCAUUGGCUCUGGGCACGGGCCAGAAGUUCAAGAUCGUCGACAGCGGACGGUCCUUCGACCGCUUCAUCACAAUAUGGCUGGAAAACCAGGACUUUGACAAGGUCGUCAAGGACGCCCACUUCGCCGACCUGAAAAGGGAGGGCAUCUCGCUCACCAAAUUCUACGCCCAGACGCACCCAUCGCAACCAAACUAUAUUGCAGCUAUCGGGGGCGAUUACUUCGGCCUGAACCACGAUGACCACCUUCGUAUACCGGAGAAUGUCUCGACGGUGGUAGAUCUCUUGGACACGAAAGAGAUCUCGUGGGGAGGCUACUUUGAAGACCAGCCCGGGCCUGGGUUCAUGGGGCUUGCGAGCGAGGGAAGCACGGGAAACGGGACAUGGGAUUAUGUCAGGAAGCACAACCCCUUCGUAUCCUACGACAACAUCGCCAACAACGGGAGCCGUCUCUGGUCCCUCGGCUCCUUUGACGACUUUAAGAAAGACCUCGCAGCGAACCAGGUGCCACAAUUCGUCUUCAUGUCGCCCAACAUGAUGAACGACGGUCACAAUACCACCCUCGAGUACGCGACCUCAUGGGCACACCACUUUAUCGAGCCCCUCCUCGCCGACGGCGUGUUCAAGGAGCGGACCCUCAUCAUGCUCACGUACGACGAAAGCGAGUCCUACGAUAUCCCCAACAAGAUCAGCACCCUGCUCCUUGGCAAUGCGGUCCCAAGCGAGCUGAAAGGCACCGAGGACGACACAUACUAUACACACUAUUCUAUACUAGCAACGUUGCAGAACAAUUGGGAACUACCAUGUCUAGGGCGGUACGAUGUUGGGGCCAACAUAUUCCAACACGUUGCUGCCGCCACGGGAUACGAAAAUAUCGGCGACCCGGAUAACUUCGCGGGUAUCAACAACAGCCUGUCAUACCCGGGCGCUUUCCACUCAGACCCCACGAUGUAUAUGCCCGUUCCGGUUCCAAACAUGAAGCUCGUCGGCGCGGGGGGCUUGCCAGUGCUUCAGCAGGUGUAUAACAAGUGGCGGUCCCAGGAGGGCGAGCCGAGCCCUUAUGAUGGGUCUGGUGAGGCCUUUGACGGGUCAGCGUAUUUGCCAGAGUAUUUCGCGCAGGAGCCGAAUAUGGUCUUGCCAACCUGA